GCGCUCUAGACGAACAGUUGUUCAUAGACUCUGAGAUUACGCGCACGCACAUAGUUCUGUUAUUAUGUUACUCUAUGUAAAAGAGGUUUUCACGGAUUGUUGUGUUAAACUGAUAAAUGAGACUGACUGACUGUAUAAGAUAGUCUCGGAGCACGGUGCAGACAUGUCGCAAAUAUAUUUGCAAAAUGGUUGCGGGCUUUCUUUUGCGGAUUCUCUUCUUCCCAGCUAUCUCACUCUGGAUGAUGGGCAUUCAGAGACAAAUCUAACGCUGAUGGGCGUUACAGCCGGCCACACCCUACAGCCUGUAUCCAUGGACAACGGGAUGGAUACGGAGGACGGAGAUAAGUCUCCUCAACCCGUCCUUACUCAGCUCUCGAACUCCGAUUACAAGUUUGGAAAUAUUGAUUUCCGAGCUGAGUUUAUCAGUCAACCCAUCUCCGAGUUCAAUUUGAGUAGUUUAGAGGACUCAGCCCUCUCCGUGAACCUACCAAGUUUCUCUGACACGUACACUAAAUCUGUGAUAACGACCAUCGAACCCAGGGUGUUUGGGGCCGAGGCAGAGUAUGAGAACAGGAUGAGAGAGAGACGUGAGUCUAAACAUCAUAUUCUACAGAUUAAGAACGAGAUCUCUAACUACUGUCAUGAGGACCUGGAGCAGUUAAGACCGAACUCUGUGAUAAUUUCUAGCAUGAAAUCUAACUGCCGGGAUCGAUCUCCGUCUCCUCUCCUGUUACCAAUCCUUCACAGCUCAAUAGAGAACUUUCUUCACUCCCAGGAGAGUCGGGUUAGUGAGACCAGUGAUUCAUCAUUCAACCAAGAUCUUUCUGAUCCUGUUUCAUCCAGCUUAUUUAAUUCAUCCUCAUUCUCUCAUCUUACCCAGUCCAGUUCAGAUCUUAGUGAAUUUAGUUCUAGUUUUUCCCCCGGGGUUUCCGGACACUCCAUUAUCCUUUCCUGUAGUAAGAUAGACUCAGAGCAUUCGGAUACUACCAAACUCAGCUCUUCACCAGUGUCUGAUGCUCCCACAUCGCCUGUACAGUGCUCGGUCCAUAUACCGACUGGGAAGCGUACAGCAGUUAAUACAAAGCAGGUUCUUGGUGCGUGUCUACUGUGCGCGGUUUGUGGAGAUAAUGCCGCGUGUCAACAUUACGGAGUGCGCACGUGUGAAGGCUGUAAAGGAUUCUUCAAGAGAACUGUACAGAAGAGUGCUAAGUACGUCUGCCUGGCGGAUAAGAACUGUCCUGUGGACAAACGGCGGAGAAACCGCUGCCAGUUCUGCAGGUUUCAGAAGUGCCUCACGGUUGGGAUGGUGAAGGAGGUUGUGAGGACGGAUGGUCUUAAAGGUAGAAGAGGCCGUCUUCCAACCAAACCUCGGACCCAGCUGGAGCAGAGUUCUGCUCCUCCCGUCACUAUGAUCACAGCUCUGGUCCGAGCACACAUGGAGUCAACACCAAAGCUGGAAAACCUCGACUAUUCUCAGUAUAUAGAGAUGACGGAUGAAGAUCUCGAUAGUAAGGCUGGUCUUAUUUCUAGCGAGGCUGCAAGGAUCUCCCAGUUCUACUCUAUCCUAACCUCAAGUAUAGACGUGAUAUAUAAGUUCUGUGAUAGGAUACCUGGAUACAAUGAACUACAGAAACCUGAUAGAGAACUUCUUUUCAGAUCUUCCUGCCUUCAACUCUUUACACUCAGGCUAGCACACAGAUCUCUCCCUGACAGUCAGAAGUUUACCUUCUGUAAUGGUGUUGUUCUUCAUCGGAACCAAGUGAAGACGACCCUAGGAGAUUGGUUGGACGGAAUUACAGAGCUUUCUAAAUCUCUUCAGCAAAUAGACAUCGACGCUUCAGCUUAUGCUUGCUUGGCAGCUCUUAUACUAGUCAAUGGAAAUUCAGAUCGUGAAGGGUUAGCUGAAGGAGUUAAGGUUGAGCAGUUAAAUGAACGUAUUCUCGCCGCCCUCAGAGAUCAUGUGACCUACAAUCCAGAGGCUCAGAAGAAACCCCAAUAUCUAACUCGUGUUCUGGAAAAGCUACCCUUCCUAAGAAACCUGUCUCAGCAAGCAAUGCAGAGAAUUUUCUAUCUUCGUCUGGUUGGUUUGGUUCCGGAACCUCCGAUCUUGGAGAAACUUUUCUCAAGUAACAUACCGUUCUGAACCAGUCCCCAGAUACACCCAGAUAAACGUUCUGAACCAGUCUCCAGAUUUACCCGGAUAACAAUCCCGGAUCAGUAUCCAAAAAAACAGUUCCGAACCACUCUCCAGAUACACCCUGAUAACAGAACUGAACCAGUAUCCAGAACCACCUUGAUAACUGUUUCGAACCAGUAUCCGUUUUCACCCUGAUAACUGUACUGAACAAGUAUACGGAUACACCCUGAAAACUUUUCCGAACCCAUACACGGAUAUACCCUGAUAACUGUUCUGAACCAGUCUCCAGAGUCACCCUAGUUCCGAACCAGUAUUCAGAGACACCUUGAUAUAGUAUUAUACAAAACUUCCAAAAAAAAUUCGUCAUGGAGAUCGAAAAUCUGAAAAUGAGUAUUUUCUCCCCUUUUAAAAUAAAAUAAUAAUUUCAAGAUUCUUCUCUUCAUUCAAGGUUCUAUUUGUGGUGAUGCACUGAGCUAAGAUUUGUCCAAAAAUGACAAAUUCAAACAUGCGAUAAUUGUGUUCGGUGGCAACACCUCAGUUAGAGUAUAUCAAAUGUGCCCAAAGAAAAUAACUCUGGGCGAUGAGACGUCUGGGUUCUAAUGAUUACUUUAAGUUGAAACCUUCUCACCCAAAAAAGAGCAGGAGUGUUAAAAAAGCUAAGAAGGUUCAUUAUUAAAUCUUCUUGUUAGCAACACAGUGAAACCCAAGACUGAAGCACCAGAAAAUUAGUUAGUGCUAAAUCCUACACCCGGAGAAGUUUCACAGUCAAACUCAAACCACACGGAGAAGUUUUAACCAGACCUUGAAAAGUAUCAGUCCUAAAAUGAGUCUAGAGUAGAAUCUAGAUCUGGAUUUGGUUUAAACGAUCUCUCCGCCAUUAAAGUCUACCUUCCGUGACACAGUUAGACUAAUAACCCAAGGCGUUUUAAUUGAAUUCAACCCUUGGUCUCCCUUUAGUUAGUCUGGAACAUGCACGAUGAUAAAUCCGACUGAAUCACAGCGUUUCAGAUAUAAUAGUAAAUCUGUACACACUACACAAUGAUGACGUAAUAUUUUAACAAUGUUUAAUGAAAAAUGGGCAUUGACAGUUCAUACAAUUAUUUUCUCUAAAAUGAGUAUCUUUACGGUUCCGAAUUUUAAUUAAUUUUGGACCUUAUGAAACUCAAUCUGAUUGCAAGAUCUAAGCUUACAUAUUUUAUAUAGAUCUUGCAAAAAUAAAGUUAUUUUUAUAUUGUUAACUGAUCAAAGCUUACAUAUUUUACCCUCAUGUAAAACGAAUAAUGCUUUUUAUAUACAUAUAUGCUACCCUGAUCUUGCAAGAUCAAAUAUUUUUCUGACCUCUUCUAGUAAAAUAUUGACAGAAUCAAAGCUUAUUUUGAACAGAAUUGCUUUUCCUAAUUUAAGCUCAUCUAGAAUUGAUUUUUUCUUUGUAUAUUUUGACUGAUUUUAAUAGAACCCAUCACCCACUUUUUUGGGACCUGAUUUUGCUUAUGAAUGGCUUUUGACUUCAUUUACACUAAUCUGAUCAUGUCGGAUCUAAGCACACUCUGAUCUGAUAUUAUUGGAUCUGAGCUCACUCAGAUCUGAUAUUAUUGGAUCUAAGCUCACUCUGAUCUGAUAUUAUUGGAUCUGAGCUCACUCAGAUCUGAUAAUAUAGGAUCUAAGCUCACUCAGAUCUGAUAUUAUUGGAUCUAAGCUCACUCUGAUCUGAUAUUAUUAGAUCUAAGCUCACUCAGAUCUGAUAAUAUAGGAUCUAAGCACACUCUGAUCUGAUAUUAUUAGAUCUAAGCUCACUCUGAUCUGAAAUUAUUGGAUCUAAGCUCACUCUGAUCUGAUAUUUUUAGAUCUAAGCACACUCAGAUCUGAUGAUAUUGGAUCUAAGCACACUCUGAUCUGAUAAUAUAGGAUCUAAGCUCACUCUGAUCUGAUAUUAUUGGAUCUAAGCUCACUCUGAUCUGAUAUUAUUGGAUCUAAGCACACUCAGAUCUGAUAUUGGUUGAUCUAAGCACACUCUGAUCUGAUAAUAUAGGAUCUAAGCUCACUCAGAUCUGAUAUUAUUGGAUCUAAGCUCACUCUGAUCUGAUAUUAUUAGAUCUUAGCUCACUCUGAUCUGAUAUUUUUAGAUCUGAGCACAUACUGAUCUAAUAUUAUUAGAUCAAUGCUCACUCCGAUCUGGACCUCAGAAGUUUAAGCUCAUUCUGUUCUGUUAUUAGAAGAUCUAAUAUCUAAGCUCAAUCUGGCCUGAUAUUAUCCAGAUUUAAGCUCAACCUGGCCUGAUAUUAUCCAGAUUUAAGCUUAUUUAAAUCUGAUAUAUUCAUGUUAAAGCUUAUGUUACCGUAAUCUUGCCAGAUUGCUACUCCGAAUGAAAUAGACGAUCAAAUACUUGAAAAUCUUUUUGCUCCGACCUGAUCCAGCAUCAUGUAUUCUUUGCUUCUUCCUGAUUUAGCAUCAUGCAUUCUUUGCUCCGACUUGAUUCAGCAUCAUAUACUCUUUGCUCCGACCUCAUUUAGCAUCAUUUACUCUUUGCUCCGACCUGAUUCGACAUCAUGUACUAUUUGCUCCGACCUGAUUCAGAAUCAUGUACUCAUUGCUCCGAUCUGAUUCACCAUCAUGUACUCUUUGCUCCGACCUGAUUCAGCAUCAUUUACUCUUUGCUCAGACCUGAUUCAGCAUCAUGUACUCUUUGCUCCGACCUGAUUCAGCAUCAAAUAUUCUUGCCAAUCCACAAAUAUUUAUAAAUAUCCUCUAGUUAUAUUGUAUACACACUGCCUGUAUCAGUAAAGGACCGGUAAAUGCCUCAAUUAGUCUCACAGUUUUUAUCUCAAAAUUUUCAUUCGUUACACCAACAAAACCGGUUUUUUAGCUUACAGAUAAUUUUUGGAAAGUCAGCAAAAAUGUGUAUUGAAUAUUUAAUUUUCAAGAUUUCAUGACGUUCUACAUGUAAUUUACAAGUCGCGAUUUAGCCAUAUAUUGCUAACUUUGAAAUGAACCAAAUUUUUGCCAAGAUGAAUCCAGAACUGCCGAAUAAUAAAUCUCACAGUUUGACUAGUCAAUCUUUAGUUCAUUCCCCAGACACUAACUACAAACUAUGCAUUAUGGGAUUUAAACUUUUCGUUUCUAAACAAGUCAAUUUUAUUGAAAAAUAUUACAGUGGGAUCUAGACUUAUUAAACCUAAAAUAUCCAAAAAUACUC
This is a messenger RNA of Eurytemora carolleeae, 5330 nucleotides long. Its product is annotated as probable nuclear hormone receptor HR38. NCBI's taxonomy places the organism in Eukaryota, Metazoa, Arthropoda, Copepoda, Calanoida, Temoridae. The coding region runs from base 164 to 2143 and encodes 659 amino acids. The transcript has 9 exons. Gene Ontology annotation, cellular component: transcription regulator complex; nucleus. The record is from RefSeq and is a predicted model, not a curated record. Gene Ontology annotation, biological process: regulation of transcription by RNA polymerase II; cellular response to corticotropin-releasing hormone stimulus. Gene Ontology annotation, molecular function: nuclear receptor activity; RNA polymerase II cis-regulatory region sequence-specific DNA binding; zinc ion binding.